Theobroma umbraticum is the source of this 1462-nucleotide messenger RNA. It is a transcript of the gene DAG2, whose product is annotated as Dof-type zinc finger DNA-binding family protein. NCBI's taxonomy places the organism in Eukaryota, Viridiplantae, Streptophyta, Magnoliopsida, Malvales, Malvaceae. Gene Ontology annotation, molecular function: DNA binding; DNA-binding transcription factor activity. The record is from RefSeq and is a predicted model, not a curated record. Gene Ontology annotation, biological process: regulation of DNA-templated transcription.
UGGAUUUUUUUUUUUGACAAUUAAAUUGAGCUUUUGUUCGGGUGUAGGUUUUUCUUUUUUACUUUAUAUUUGCUUUUUUUGAGACUAAUAAAAAUCAAGCUCCACUAUCUUUUUUGGGACAAUAAAAGCUAUUUUCUUUCUCUUUUAUUCGUUCUCCGUGAUAUUCAUGAUGGAGGGUGCAACUACCAUAAUAUGUGGAUGAUCAAUCCCUUUUGGAAGCUGAAGUUUAAUUUGUUGUUGGAACCCAAAACUCAAAAGGCUGCACUUUUGCUUUUGUCAAUCUUUUUUCUUUGUGUUAUGGCCGAUAAAGGGGUGGAAAAAGGUUUUAUUUGUUAUUAUUAUUUUUAUUCCUGUUUUUCAGUAGAAUUUAGCAGGUGCAGGGUUUCCAGGAUAUUGGUUUGGUGAAGCCCAUGGAAGAGAUGGUUUCUAAUACAUGCACAAGGCCAAUGUUAGAGCGAAAGACAAGGCCACCAGAGCAAUUGAAUUGCCCAAGAUGUAACUCUACCAACACCAAGUUCUGUUACUACAACAACUACAGCCUCACUCAGCCAAGGUACUUCUGCAAGACUUGCAGAAGGUACUGGACUGAAGGUGGGUCGCUCAGGAAUGUUCCUGUCGGAGGUGGUUCGAGAAAGAACAAAAGAUCGACGAUAUCAAGCUCGUCAGCUUCUUCGGCUUCAGCCAAAGUCCCAGAUCUAAACCCAACAAAUCUCUCGCAGUUUUCUUCUCAAAACCCUAAGGCCCAUAAAGGCCAAGAUCUUAACCUGGCUUUCCCAGCUAUGCAAGAGAGUCAUGGUAUAUCUCAAUAUUUACAAUUGCCUAAAAUGGAGAACAACAACGAGCAGCAAAACUACCCCUCUUCCUGCAGUACUUCAUCCCCUCUUUCAGCUUUGGAACUGCUCAGGAGUGGAAUGGCAUCGAGGGGAUUGAAUUCUUUCAUUCCAGCACCGACACCAGACUCAAAUACACUGUACUCAACUGGGUUCUCUAUGCAAGACUACAAACCAACCCUUAGUUUUUCAAUUGAUACACUGGGAAACAGGGCUGGUAUCCAUGGUGUUCAAGAGAAUGGAGGAAGGCUUUUCUUCCCUUUUGGAGAAAUGAAACCAAUUUCAAGCACUAAUGAAGUUGAUCAAAAUAAGGGACAAGGCAAUUCAGCUGGAUAUUGGAAUAAUGGAGUGUUUGGUGGAGGAUCAUGGUAAAGAAAGAAGAAGGACACGGAGAUCAUCAUGCAACUGCUUUUUCCUUUUUGUUUAUUUAUUCACAUGGUUGAUUACUUGUUUAAAGUUGUCUAGAACUAACAGAUAGGAUACAUAAUGGUUUUCUUCGCUUUUAUCUCCUUCUCUGAACAAUGUAAACAGAUUGGAGCCAUCUUGGGUUUGGUUUCAAGAGGCUGUCUAAUACAUUUGCGUGUGGAUAGAAGAAAAAAGUGAAUGGAAGGCUGUGAUUUUGUCAGAGCAAA